Messenger RNA from Mesocricetus auratus (golden hamster), 1533 nucleotides. RefSeq names its product zinc finger and SCAN domain containing protein 4D-like. The coding region runs from base 1 to 1533 and encodes 510 amino acids. Gene Ontology annotation, biological process: regulation of transcription by RNA polymerase II. The transcript is spliced from 3 exons. Gene Ontology annotation, molecular function: DNA-binding transcription factor activity, RNA polymerase II-specific; RNA polymerase II cis-regulatory region sequence-specific DNA binding. NCBI's taxonomy places the organism in Eukaryota, Metazoa, Chordata, Mammalia, Rodentia, Cricetidae. The record is from RefSeq and is a predicted model, not a curated record.
AUGGCUUCACAGCUCAGAGAAACCUUUCAAGCUGAGUCACCAGUUAAUGAGAUUGAACUAGACAAUCUAGAGAUUAUUCAAAACCAGGUUUCUCCUGUGCAGUGGGAAGAAGACAUGUCUAACUCCCCAAAUACUCAUCCUAAAUUUCCCCCAAAUAACAGUGGCUCCUGUGCAAAGCAGGAGCUUCAAACUCUGUGGGAGAUGUUCACUGCCUGGUUGCAUCCAGAAAAGCAGAGCAAGGAGCAGAUGAUUUCUCAAUUGGUCGUGGAGCAAUUUCUCAAAUUAGUGUGCUGCAAGGACACGUUUGCCUUGAAAGAGAAGUGGGAAUUAAGUGGCAGAAACAUGGGGAGAUUCAUGGAGGAUAUGAAUGAUGAGUGCUUGAAGCCUCCUGUCAUGGUUCAUGUCUCCAUGCAGGGACAGGAAGCCCUCUUUCCUGAGAACAUGUCCUUAAAAGAAGUCAUCAAGCUUUUGAAAGAACAGCAAUCACUAAGAACUGCAAAACAGCAGAAUAUAAAGACACCCUUGCAGUUCCCACAAGACAAUUUAUUGGCAACAGGUCAUGAAAACAGUGAAGAUGGCCAAAACACAUUCUUGAAAGGUCAUGAAACAAAUAGUGUUUUUAGUAGUCCUGAAAAUGGGAUGGACUCCCAACUCAUUAUUCAGACUGGGAAGUAUCCUCAGCCUGAAGAGGCAGGUGUUUCUUAUGAAGCUCCUCUGGAUCUCAGCAGAGCAAGUCAAGGUACCUCCAUGUACCAGGCAGAGCCCCUGAGGGCACCUUCUUAUGAACAUAUCACUAUGGUUGUGCAACCAGUGUAUCUCUCCUGCACAUACAAGUCUGAAGACACUGAAGAUGGCCACGACAUUAUCUUGACCACAGCUGAUGUAAAUAGUGGUAUUAGCAAUCUCACAAAUCAGAGAGAUUCCCUUCUCAUAAUCCAGAGAGAACAGUAUCCUGAGCCUGAACAGAGAGGUGUUUCUUCCGGAGUACUCGGGGAUUCUGCAAGAGCGAUUUGGGACACAUCCAGGUCCCAGGCAAUGUCCCUAACAACCCAUUCUUCUGGACAUAUAUCUAGUGAGAUACCAGGGUACCUCUCUAGGUCAGAGCAGCCCACCUCUGAACCUGUUCCUCUUUUGAAGUGGCAUAAGGGAAAUUUUGUAUGUGAAGGUCAUCAAGAAAGACUCCAGAGUGAUUUCAAACCAUACAAAUGUGAGGAAUGUCCCAGCACCUUCAGAUAUCCCUGUAACCUCUCAGUCCACCAGAAAAGUCACAGGGUGGAGAAGAAGUCAUUUUUCUCUACCCAUGGUCAGACAGGUUUCGGUCAAAGCACAGACCUCCGUUUUCCUGAGGCCAUACCCAAACCAGAGAAGCCUGUCACAUGCAGCACAUGUGGAAAGUCUUUCAAACAUAAGACCCAUCUACCGAAUCAUGAGAGGAUUCAUACAGGAGAGAAGCCCUAUACCUGCUCCCUGUGUAACAGUCGGUUCCGUCAGUCAUCUACCUACAACCAUCACCUGAGGAAUUACCACAAAUGA